AUGAAGGAUUUGAAGAAUGCUGUUCAGUUAGUACAGACAAAAGCAGUGAACCAGUCUGAGGCAUCUCUUACAUUUAAUAUUCCUAUAGGUACACUCCAGUUACAUCUUAAGAACCCAGGCAAGAAAGUGGGAGCUGGUAGGCCUACUGAUUUGACACUUCACGAUGAACAAAUCAUAGCCAACACAACAAAAGCUUCGUCCAAAUGGGGCUUUGGACUAACCAAACAAGAGUUUUUAAAAUCUGUGGCUGAUUAUGUGAGUUCCAAUUUAAUCAAAACACAGUUUAAGGAAAAUAUUCCCGGAGAUGAUUGGUUCCUCAGUUUUAAGAAGAGGCACAACAUUUUCUUAAGAGUACCAGAAAUCAAGCAGUCUGCACGCUUUGAAAUGUUUAUUCCAGAGAGAGUCCUACCAUUCUUUACAUUAUUGGCAAAUGAAAUAAAAUCCAAUCGUCUAGAAAACAAACCAAGCCAAAUAGUCAACCUUGAGACGUGUUUCAAUCACGACCCCUCCAAAGUCAAAGUUCUCGGUGAAGUUGGGCAAACUCUCAAUCGAAGAAGCAUUGGAUCUGGUAGAGCGAACACGACUGCUCUAGCAUGUGUGUCUGCUAGUGGGCAGGUUUUCCCACCUCACAUUAUUUUUAAAUCAAGUAACUGUACCAUCAGAAGUGAAUGGAAGUCGGAUAAGUGCUAUCCGAGGACAACAUACGACAGUAGUGAAUCGGGAUGGAUGACGUCAGAAACAUUUUUCAGUUAUAUGAAAAACGUGUUUAUCCCAGGUGCUCCUGCUGAAAGGCCUCUGUUGAUAAUUGUUGACGGCUACCUAUCUCACCUGUCAGUAGAUGUGAUAAAGCUUGCUUUUGACAACAAACUAGUGCUCAUUAAACUGCCAGCACAUACUACCGAUCAAUUGCAACCGCUUGACAAAGUCAUGUUCCGAUCAUUAAAAGAGGCCUUUAACAGGCGCUUGAUCAAGUGGCAGAGGGAGAACUACGGAUUUACGUACCGAAAAUGUGACUUGGUGGAGGUCAUCGGUGAUGCAUGGCCUGCAAUGACUACACAAAACGUUCUGAAAGGUUUCCAGGCUACUGGCUUUUUUGAUCCAUCACGCAAGUUCCCCGUUAACCCGCAAGUAAUCAUAGACAAAUUCCCAAAAGAACAGCUUGAGAAUUUCAAGAAAACAGAUGGCUUCAAGGAACUUGUCAUAGCUUGCGACAUUGGGCCUACCGAAGACGAACAGAGAGUAGGCCUACCUGAAUCGCCAGAUUCUUCCAUGAUGGAGGCACAGCAAAACGCUGUGGUUCCUCAUCUUCAACGAAAAGAAUCGUUUGAAAGUUUGAUGCUGCGAAAAUUGGAGGCAUUGAAGGAACUAAGACGAGGGAAUAAAAAGUCAAGGCGAGAUGAGACUUCGGGAGAAGUUGUAACAAGCCCAGAGUUUUUUGAAAAAAGCUGA
Molecule: messenger RNA, 1449 nt
Organism: Macrosteles quadrilineatus (aster leafhopper)
Lineage: Eukaryota; Metazoa; Arthropoda; Insecta; Hemiptera; Cicadellidae
Exons: 1
Coding region: 1-1449 (482 amino acids)
Cellular component (GO): nucleus
Molecular function (GO): DNA binding
Source: RefSeq, a predicted model, not a curated record